CAUUAUCUUUUAUCUAUACAAUUUUGUUAAAGGAUACUUACUUUAUAAGGAUGUGUUCUAUCAUUCUCAAAGUAGCUACAAUUAUAUUGUUGAUUUCCGUCGUCGCCGCCGGGAAGAAGCGCUUAGUGUUACACAGCAAUGAUGACUUACUACAGGCUUAUCAGACGUUGCUGUGACAGAUGAAAACCAUGGAGACGAAAAUAUCAAUGAUGGAAUCUAAAGUGUCUCUGAUGCAAAAUAAUCAAGCACCAAAUGGAGGAAGUACAUAUGUUCGGUGGGGAAAACAAACAUGUCCUGGAAAUGGAACAUCUACGAUGUAUUCUGGUUAUGCUGCAGGAUCCUACUACACUCACAGUGGAGGCGCAGCAAAUUACCUCUGCCUACCCGGGGAUCCACAAUGGGCGUAUUAUGAAGAUUCUGUUGGCUCUGGCGGGAAAGUGUAUGGAGGAGAGUAUGAGCUUGGGGACAGCCAUGGUAACGGAGGAUCACAUUAUCUAGGCUCAAAUGUACGUGACGAAGAUGCACCAUGCGCCGUCUGCCAGUCACCUAGGUCAAGUGUCCUCAUGAUUCCGAGUCGGCUCAAUUGUUAUCCAGGAUGGACAAAAGAAUAUAGCGGGUAUCUUAUGUCUGGUCAUUACCAACACGCAUCUGCUACUGAAUUCGUUUGCGUGGAUUCACAUGUUGACGUAGUACCUGGUGGUCACCCGGAUCAAGAAGGCCGAUUAUUUUAUCUUGUCGAGGGCAUCUGUGGUUCACUGAAAUGUCCACCGUAUGUGAAUGGUCGAGAGCUAACAUGUGUUGUUUGUUCAAAAUAAUGACAUAAAACGAAAAAAUUCCAA
Molecule: messenger RNA, 839 nt
Organism: Ruditapes philippinarum (Manila clam)
Lineage: Eukaryota; Metazoa; Mollusca; Bivalvia; Venerida; Veneridae
Product: short-chain collagen C4-like
Exons: 4
Coding region: 180-815 (211 amino acids)
Source: RefSeq, a predicted model, not a curated record